Messenger RNA from Gymnogyps californianus (California condor), 5715 nucleotides. It is a transcript of the gene RNF144A, whose product is annotated as ring finger protein 144A. The record is from RefSeq and is a predicted model, not a curated record. The coding region runs from base 180 to 1058 and encodes 292 amino acids. NCBI's taxonomy places the organism in Eukaryota, Metazoa, Chordata, Aves, Accipitriformes, Cathartidae. Gene Ontology annotation, molecular function: ubiquitin protein ligase activity; ubiquitin conjugating enzyme binding; zinc ion binding. The transcript has 9 exons. Gene Ontology annotation, biological process: positive regulation of proteasomal ubiquitin-dependent protein catabolic process; protein polyubiquitination; ubiquitin-dependent protein catabolic process. Gene Ontology annotation, cellular component: Golgi apparatus; ubiquitin ligase complex; cytoplasm.
CGCGGCUCCGCGGGAUAGCGCGGGGUGCCGCGCACCUUCCGCGGGCCGCCCCGUGCCGGCAGAGGCUGGAGCGGCAGGGCUUGUCUAACACUACCUUGAGCCAAAUUCCUAGACUGGCUGGUGCUUUCUCAUGGGAUCCCUGUGACUGACAAAGGAGAGAUUGUUGUGACUGCUCUGCAAUGACUACAGCAAGAUAUAGGCCUACCUGGGACUUGGUACUUGACCCAUUAGUGUCCUGCAAGCUCUGCCUUGGUGAAUAUCCUGUGGAGCAGAUGACAACAAUAGCACAAUGCCAAUGCAUCUUCUGUACCCUGUGCCUAAAACAGUAUGUGGAACUUUUGAUCAAAGAAGGUCUAGAAACAGCAAUCAGCUGCCCUGAUGCUGCCUGCCCAAAGCGAGGUCAUCUGCAAGAAAAUGAGAUUGAGUGCAUGGUUGCAUCAGAAAUCAUGCAAAGGUAUAAGAAGCUACAGUUUGAAAGAGAAGUGCUUUUGGAUCCGUGUCGGACCUGGUGUCCAUCCUCUACUUGCCAGGCAGUUUGCCAGCUCCAGGAAUCAAGCCCACAGGACCCCCAGCUGGUCCAGUGCAAAGCCUGUGACAUUGAGUUCUGCUCUGCUUGCAAAUCUAAUUGGCAUCCAGGUCAAGGCUGUCAAGAGAACAUGCCAAUCUCUUUUCUUCCAGGAGAAACAAGUUCAGUUUUUAAAAUGGAAGAAGAUGAUGCUCCAAUCAAACGCUGUCCAAAGUGUAAAGUUUACAUUGAACGAGAUGAAGGCUGUGCCCAAAUGAUGUGUAAGAACUGCAAACAUGCCUUUUGCUGGUACUGUCUGGAAUCUCUUGAUGAUGAUUUUCUCCUUAUACAUUACGACAAAGGACCUUGUCGAAACAAGCUGGGACACUCCAGGGCGUCUGUUAUCUGGCACAGAACACAGGUGGUAGGAAUUUUUGCAGGAUUUGGUCUUCUACUUUUGGUGGCCUCCCCUUUCCUUCUACUUGCUACACCAUUUGUUCUGUGCUGCAAGUGCAAAUGUAAUAAAGGAGAUGAUGACCCUCUACCUACCUAGACUGGGAGAAGAUUGGACUCAUCACAUGUGUUUUGAUUUUAUUGUCGCUGUUGAUGUUUCCCUCUUGCACUUACAUUGCUCUAGCCUUACUUGCCCCGUCCUGCUUUUCAUUGACACACAGUCUUGGUUCCAGGAACUGUUGUUACUACUGUUGCAUAGAUCAAUUGAUAAUAGACAAGGAGGGUAAUGGAAGGCAAGUUUGGUGCUAAAGGGAGACCAUGGACCUGGGUAGCUAUCUGAAAUGAAGCGGUGAUACUGCUAAAAAUAAUGCAAAAAGCUUCUGCUGCCCUGCUGGUGGACUGGGAACUGUACUGAAUGACAUCAGCAAAACAAGCUGAAAAUGCGUACAAAUCUAAACUUCUGCAUACCUGUUCGCUUCCAAAUUUGGUGUCUUAUUCCUGUAUAUAUUUAAGUUGCCUAUCAUUUAAAUCAGAUAGUCAACUUAGUGUGACUUUACCAUGUUUAUUACGCAUCUGUUUUUGUUAAAGCCAUCACAAUGUACUUUUUAGUACCUAUUUUUCUGAGUAUAACAAAAUCAGUAAGGUGCAUAUAGGCCAUCCUAUGCCUUUUUUGAAAUUUGGGGAGGGUUAGAGGGACAAAGUUGGUCCUGUUGCCUUCCAGAAAUUUUUUGAAGUCUUAUAAGAAAUCUGUUUGACUGAAAGCUACAUUUUAAAAAUGAAUUGAUGAAGCUGUAAGGUUGAGUGGUGACACAAACCUGCUAUCUAAUCAAGGUUCUUUUAAAAAUGCAUUGAUGGUAUUGAUUACCGCUGGACCACUAGUGUUUUUCUGAAUUGUUAUUUUUUGCUGUUGUUUAGGAUUCUGCUACACUUACAGGGCUACGUAACUUCUAAUCCAGGUAUCUUAAUCUUUUUAUAUAGAGAGACAUAUAUAUAAUCCUAUUUAAACCAAAUGUGUAAAUAGCUGUGCUAUUGAAAUAUUUUGGAAGUUCAAGAUAGCUUGCUUCUGUCUUUAGGGCAAUUAUUAAAAAAUACAGGACUAACUUUACUAUUUAGCAGACUCUUGGGUUAUCAAUGAAUCUUUCCUUUUAAGUAUAAAAAUACAUCAGGGUUAUCCCUAUAGUUAAUAAUAAAAAUGCCUGGGAUAUUUGUAGAAGUUGUACUUUACAUUUAAACUGCUUAGCCCAUUUUCAGAGUUAAUAUCGUAUGAUGUAUGGUGUAUGCUGUUAAUAAUAAUACUGUGACGAAACAAGUUUUUAUUUGAAAAACAAUCACUGUUUGAUAGUUUUGUGGAAUUCACAGUGCUGUGAUUCCAGGGUAGCAAAGCGUGCUGGUCAACAUACUAUUAAUCAUUGUAGUUUCUCUUUAGAAAUAUUUUGUUGAAAACCAUUUUGCUCUGAUUUUAAAGCCUACAAGAAUUUGACUAAUAACUUCUUGCCAUGAAAUAUAAAGCACCUGAAACAGUAUGUAUGUCUGUGUGUAGUACUGAAGGAAAACAUUCUUUUGAAUGGCUUCUGGACUGAAGUUUGACUGCGUUUUUUUAAUCAUCAUUUAUUUCUGUGCAUUAUCAAUGUACUGAGAUGGAUGAAUAUAUUGAAGCCAGGAUAACUUUGCACUGAAAAUGUAUUAAGACCCUUAAAUGCAACUGCUUCUGGCUGCUGUCACAGGCUGAGAAUAUGUUUUCAUAGCUCAAGCAUAAGGAAAUUGCUCCUUUCUUUAUUAUCUUUUGUUUUACACUGUCUAUCUUUUAAAUAAAAAGACUGUAGGGUACAAUUUUGAAAAGGGCCACUGUCUUUUUAUAAAACUACUCUUGAAUUUCUUCUCCUCCCCCUUCUUCCAAGUCUAAUGGUAUCCAAAUUCAAACUGUAUCUAACCACAGAUUUUAGCUCCGGGAGCUGGAGGUUAUCUGCAAUUCGCUUAUUUGGCUUGAUUUUAGUGAGUUCAGCCAUUGUAAUGUGAAGAAAAAGGACAGCUGGUUUCCAGCAAGUCUGAACUUCUUGUGAUAUCUUCAGAUUGUUUGGCAAUGCACAGUUCAGAUCUUUUGUUAUCAGAGUAUUUUCAGUAUUUUAGCUGUCUUUGUAAUUAAAAAUUGCUUAGUUGUUCAAAAAUAUCUGUAGGAAAGUCUGAGUAGUGCAUUCGAUCACUGUUUGCCAGCCCCCAAGGGAUGUGUGAAGCACUGCUGAGUUCAGCGGGCAGUGAAGUGGUUAUCUCACUCUGGCUCUGGCAGCAGCUCAGUCCAUCUCCCCAGAGGUACCCUAAGCCAAGCACCUGGGUUGUCCUGAGUCCUAGCUUCAGUGUACAGAAGUAAUGGAAACCCUUCUGUGAAGGACAGCUUCCUGCAGGUAAGCUUGAACUAUGGCCUUUCAUCCUUGGCCCUGUAAUUCUAUUUAACUGGAGGAAAAAAAACUGGACAGCAGGAUGUAAAGAUUUCAUGGGUUGUUAAUUUUCUAAUUGGGAGCACUAAGGGAUUUUGCUGUAUGUGGCAGUGGCUCUAAUGACUGAUUCUACUACUGGGAUGAUAGUAAACAGCAGAGGUGCAGUGGUCUGUUAGCAGUAUCGGAGUGUCCUGGUAUGAGGUUUAUUUUCUCUGUGCCUUUCUUAGAGACAGCCUUUAUGUGGCAAUAUAGCAAAACUUGAGUUUUCCAUGGUACUGUGUGGCCAGUUAAUAAUCAAUGUCAAAAUUAAUGCAUAUCCAGAUUUAAAAGAAAAAGGAAAGAAAAAUAAGUCCUUUACAAAUACAGACAUUUUUAAAUGAUAGUUUAUAAUUGAUGCUCACAGGUAACAUUAUAUAUAAUCAAAAAACUGUUUACUUCUGUCGGUAUAUCUCUGUGUCUGAUCUCAACAUACUUGAAUUGCUACUGGAGAUUUUUAUGACAUAUCUCGUUUCACAUCCUGGCUGUUGGGAUAGACUAUAUGCCUACAUAUAUUUACCAAAUACCUAAUCCUUUCAGGUUUGCUAAAUGUCAUUCCAUCUGUACUCUUCUCGGGGAUUUUUUUGGUGUUGUUUUUGGGGUUUUUUUUUAAUUAUUUUUAAUGCUGAUUUGUUUCCAAAGUAGCAACUUCUGGCAGUGAUCUAUUGAGUUCAGGGUAUUUUAAUGUUACAGCUUAUGUUGAUAGUGUGACAUUUAAUACCCUGAAAUUGAAUUGUAAAUACAUUAUUUUAAACUCUGACAUUUAAACCCCCUGCCAUGGAAAAGUGAAUGUUUGUCUCUGCUGCUUUUCAGAUGAAAUUCUGUUACAACAGCUUUGGCUUUUUAGAUUUUCACCAGAAAAAUAAGAUUCACUGCAUGAUUUCUGUUGCGUUUUUAUGGUUAUGCUAUUAUUUAGGUUUUUUGCAUUGUCUUAAAUGCUGUUUUUAGUGGCGUUUGUAACAGUACAUCAUUUGCAUGUUCUCUUGGGGUGAAGUGGUGUCAUGUCUAGCAAGCGAGUGUGGAGUCCAGACUCCAGAGGCUUUGCAUCUCCCUAGACUUGCCAUUCAUUAGUUGGGCUGAAGUCAGUCCUGAGAGAGAUCAGUAGCACAGCCUGCACCAACUUCAAUGGUGGUAGCAUUGGGUGUUCCACACGUGACAUUGGACAAGUCACUUAUCUCCUUUUAUCUCAAUUUAACCAUCUUUUAAAUGGAUGGACCAAUGUUUACCUACCUCACAGGAGGGCUGUGAGGGCAAAUUCAUUGGUUUUGAGGCUCUUCAAGAUCCUGUGAUGAACGAUUAUAUAUAAAUGCUUACUGUAGUUUUAUGUUAAUAUUUCAAUUUUAUUCAUAUUGGCAUUCAUCCUGAAACCUCCUACAACUGACUUUAGCAUGCCAAGAAUUUGGGAUGCUUUCCCCCACAUACCAAGCAGCAUGAUCUUUUCCUCAAAUACUCCAGUUUAUGAAUUAGGCAAAAUCCCAAAUAAGAGCUGACUGGAUCAACUCUCAGCUUACCGUUGAUCUCCUGACAUGCAGAAAACACAAUCAAAAUUAGUGAAAAGCUCUCUUGUUUAUGGAGCUGACAGGAUAAAAUAUUCAUAGAUCAGAAAAAGAUGAAGUGCUUUUGAUUUAAAAUUGUUAUGGGCAGGAAAAUAAAAAUGAAGUUUUGUGCAUUUCAUCAGUAGGCCUUUUACUGUAUAGGAAUAAAUAUAUUUAAUACAGGCCGUGUUCAUCCCAGUGAGGUGCAGCAUGCAUAAAGCUUUGUGCAGGUUUGCUUUUUUAAAACCAAAGUUUGUACAUUUUACAUACAUAAUCUAAAAUCCUGAGGAAAACAGGUAGAAUACGGUUGUUGAUGACAGUGAUACUAAAGACAUCAAAAAAGCCUGCAUCAGUGCUUAAUUGCUAAUGCACUUAUACUAAGUAAGGCAUGCUGUUUGUGUUUAGAGCCCUGUGUUCUUCAUUAUUGCUUUGAUUUGUGUAUCUCUCUUAUAAGAAUUCCAUGAACAUUAGGUACAGGUACGUGGUACAAAACUGAACCUUUCUUGAUCAUUUUAUCAUGGAUGUAUUUUAAACUUGUAUAGGGAUAAGCAUGAAGGAGUCAUGCAUAUGUAUAAAUAAUGUAUUUGACCAGUGUAAAAAUAGUUCUGUUGAUGUAUUUGAAAUGUAAGUACAUUUUGUGCCACUAACACUGUGAUGUAUAAAAGAGCUGUUGAAUGCCUUUUAAUGUUGUGUUUUGUACUUUGAAUCAUAUUGAAGAGUUUAAUUUGUAAUUUCAAUAGAUAUUUUAAAUGAA